This is a messenger RNA of Carcharodon carcharias (great white shark), 5922 nucleotides long. It is a transcript of the gene wdr12, whose product is annotated as WD repeat domain 12. Gene Ontology annotation, molecular function: protein binding. Gene Ontology annotation, cellular component: PeBoW complex; preribosome, large subunit precursor. The record is from RefSeq and is a predicted model, not a curated record. The coding region runs from base 63 to 1334 and encodes 423 amino acids. Gene Ontology annotation, biological process: maturation of 5.8S rRNA from tricistronic rRNA transcript (SSU-rRNA, 5.8S rRNA, LSU-rRNA); maturation of LSU-rRNA from tricistronic rRNA transcript (SSU-rRNA, 5.8S rRNA, LSU-rRNA); ribosome biogenesis. NCBI's taxonomy places the organism in Eukaryota, Metazoa, Chordata, Chondrichthyes, Lamniformes, Lamnidae. The transcript has 13 exons.
GUGACAGCGCCGAGGCCGGCAGGUAGUGCGCAGGCGUGGAUAACGCGUUUCCAUCAACGGACAUGGCGCAGGUGCAGGCGAGGUUUUACACGGAGGACAGGAGGUAUGAAGUAGAUGAUACACCAUUCUCUGUGCCUGCUACAUCUGAAGUUAAUGAUCUCAGUAAAGUCAUCAAUAAGCUACUGGAAGCAAAACAUGCUAAUCACAAGCAUGCAGACUUUGAUUUCCUCAUUAAGGGCCAGUUCCUACGGCUGGCACUGGUUAAGCACAUGGAAUUGGAAAACAUUUCAACGGAAGAGGUGGUUGAGAUUGAAUAUGUAGAACGAUACAGUGCUCCUCAGCCGGAAGAGUGCUUGUUCCAUGAUGAUUGGGUCAGUGCAGUGGAGGCACAGGGAGAAUGGAUUCUCACAGGAUCAUAUGAUAAAAUUGCUCACAUUUGGACUUUAGAUGGUCGACCACUCAUGGCUCUUUCUGGACACACCGAAGUAGUCAAAGAUAUAGCGUGGAUCAGAAAAGUUGGUCCCUGCAACUUGCUGCUCAGUGCCUCUCAAGAUCAGAGUGUUAUUUUGUGGGAAUGGAACUCUGAAAAGAACAAAGUGAAAGCAUUGCACUGCUGUCGAGGACAUGCUGCAAGUGUAGAGUCAAUUGCUGUGGACAACACCAAAACAAAAUUUUGCAGUGGUUCAUGGGACAAGAUGAUAAAGAUUUGGUCGACAGUUCCCAAUGAGGAUGAAGAAAUGGCAGAGGAGUCCGAAUCCAGACCAAGGAAAAAACAGAAGACUGAACAACUUGGAUUAACGAGAACUCCUAUGGUGACACUAUCUGGUCACAAUGAAGCAGUUUCUUCAGUCUUGUGGUCUGAUACAGAGGAACUCUGUAGUGCGUCUUGGGAUCAUACUAUAAAGAUAUGGGAUGCUGAAACUGGAGCCCAGAAAUGUACCUUGAGUGGGAACAAAGUGUUUAAUUGCAUCUCUUAUUCCCCAUUGUGCAAAAGGCUGGCAUCAGGCAGUACAGACAGGCACAUCAGGCUGUGGGACCCACGCUCAAAGGAUGGAUCUCUAGUACUGCUGUCCCUAACUUCACACAAUGGAUGGGUAACGGCAGUGAAAUGGUCACCCAUACAUGAGAAUCAGUUGAUUUCAGGCUCCUUCGAUAAAUUGGUCAAGCUGUGGGAUGUAAGAAGUUGUAAGGCUCCCUUAUAUGAUAUGAACGCACAUGAAGACAGAGUACUCUGUGUAGACUGGACAGAGAAUGGGUUGCUGUUAAGUGGUGGAGCAGACAACAAAUUAUUCUCGUUCAGAUAUUUGGCUCCCACUUCUGGGGAUGGAGCAUGAGGGCGAAUACGAAUUUGUUAAAUGAUGGAGGACCAAAAUACCACUGGAGGAUACCAUCGGCUUCAUUGAAAUGCUUCAGACUUUCUUGUCUUCCACUUUGUUCUUAAACUACCUUACAAGGAAUUGAAUAAGAUCUGUUUGCCUGCCAUGACUGUCCUGAGUUCUGAUCUCAUUCUGUCAGCGCUAGCCUUGCAAAAGUCAAUGUAAUAAUACCUGAAGGUCCUUUCAGUAAGAUUACUGGCAUUAGGAUUUAAACUUGGAUAUGAGGGGCUGGAGUACACCUCUGCGAGGGUAAGGAGGAUGAGAAAAUUUACUGCUGCUGCGGGUUUUUUCAGUCAUCUGUAAUUAUACUACACCUAAUUUUAAAAUAAGCCUGCCCUGGAGUUUCUAAUUUUGUACUAAAAGUUGUGAGUCCAGCCAUUCUCGUGUUAAAUGUUGAACUUGCUGUGAUUGAUUUAAUUCCUUUAGAGCCAUCUGCAUUGUUUGCUCCAGACUUCUCCAUUGAUGUCACCAUCAAGACAAUAUGAUCCAACAAUUCACCAUUAUCUCUUGCACUCUUAUUAAAUCCUCCUGGGCCAUUAGGGUUGUGGUUGAUGUAAACCAGGUGCAGUCUUGGAUGAUUUAAACAACUCACUGCUCACAUCAAGUUUUCACCCUGGUGCUGUAAGUGAUUGGGUAUUUUCUUACCACGGAUGAGUGUCCUCUCAUAGAAUAUUAAUUUCCUAGGAUUUCUUACCAUUCUUAAUUAAUUGAAAUUGAUUUUUCUCUCGAGAAUCAAUCAUAGAAUCUCAGAAUUGUUACAGCACAGAAGGACAUUGUGUGCCAGCUCUCCAAGUGAGCAAUUCACAUAGUACCAUUCACCCGCCUUCUCCCUGUAACCCUGCACAUUCUUCCUUUUCAAGUAGCAGUGUAAUUCCCUUUUGAAUGCCUCAGUUGAACCUGCCUUCACCACGCUCUUGGGCAGUGCAUUCCAGAUCUCAACCCCUCGCUGUGUGAAAAAGUUUUUCCUCAUGUCGCUUUUGUUUCUUUUGCCAAUUACUUUAAAUCUGUGCCCCUUCGUUCUCAGUCCUUUCACAAGUGGGAUCAAUUUCUCCCUAUUUUCCCUGAAUUUGAAUACCUCUAUCCUUUCAGACUUCUCCUCCAAGGAAAACAGUCUCGACUACUCCAAUCUUCAUAACUGAGGUUCCUCAUCCCUGGAACCAUUCUUAUGAAUCUUUUCUCCACUUAUUCCAAUGCUUUCACAUCCUUCCUAAAGUAUGAUGCUCAGAACUGGACUUAAUACUCCAGCUGAGGCCGAACUAGUGGCUUAUACAAGUUAAACAUAACCUCCUCGCUCUUGUACUCUGUGCCCCAAUUAAAUACUGUAUGCUUUAUUAACCAUUCUCUCACCAUCCCAUGCCACCUUCAGUGACUUAUGCAUGUAUACACCAGGUCUCCCUGUUUUUGCAUCCCUUUCAGAGUUGUAGCCUUUAUUUUAUACUGUCUCUCCAUUUUCUUUCUACCAAAAUGAAUCACUUCACAUUUUUCCAUAUUGAAUUUCAUCAUCCACUUGUCUGUGCCCUUUUGCAGUUUUACACAAUCCUUCUCACAGUUCACAGUGUUGAUUCCAAAUUUUGUAUCAUCUGCAAAUUUUGAAAUUGCGCCAAGGUCUAGAUCAUUAAUAUAUAUCAAGAAGAGCAAUCAUCCCAACACUAACCCUCGGGGAAUUCCACUACAAACCUCCUUCCAACCCCAAAAAUGUCCAUGAACCACUAUCUAUGUCUGCUGUCACUCAAUUUCAUAUCCAUGUUGCUACUUUCCCUUUUAUCCCAUGAGCUAUAACUUUGCUCACAAGCCUUGUGUGGCACUGUAUCAAAUGACUUUUGGAAGUCCAUGUAUACCACAUCAAUUGUAUUGCCCUCAUCAACCUUCUCUGUUACCUCUUCAAAAAACUCCACCUGGUUAGUUAAACAUGAUUUGCCCUUAAUAAAUCUAUGUUGGUUUUCCUUAAUUAACCCAUGUUUGUCCAUGUGGCUAUUUGUGUUGAAUUAUUGUUUCUAGAAGUUUCCCCACCACUGAAGUUAAACUGACUGGCCUGUAGUUGCUGGGCUUAUUGUUACACUUUUUGAACAAGUUUGCAUUCUGGAAUCACCCUGGGUCUAAGGAAGACUGGAAAAUUAUGGCCAGUGCCUCUGCAAUUUCCACUCUCACUUCCCUCAGUAUCUUUGGGUGCAUCUCAUCCAGUCCUGGUGCCUUAUCUAUUUUAAUUAUUGAUGGCCUAUCUUACACCUCCUCCUUAUCAAUUUUAAAUCCUUCUAGUGUAUUAAUUACCUCCUCUUUCACCGUGAUCUGGGUAGCAUCUUCUUCCUGGGUGUGGGUAAAGACAGAUGCAAAGUAUUCAUUUUAAUACCUCAACCCAUGCCUCCUGCCUCCGUGCGUAAAUCCCUUUUUUGGUCCUUAAUCACCCUACUCCACCCCUUACCAUCUUUUUACUAUUUAUAUGCCUAUAGAAGACUUUGGGAUUUCCUUUUGUUAGCUGCCCAUCCCUUUUCAUACUCCCUCUUUGCUUUUCCUAUUUGUUUUUUCACUUCCUUUCUGAAUCUUCUGUAUUAAGCCUGAUUCUCUAUUAUUCACCUGACAUUUGUCAUAAGCAUUGUUUUUCUUCUUCAUCACUCUCUCUUGUUUCAUCCACGGUGUUCUGGAUUGUUUAUUCUUGAAUUGCAAACAAUCCCCAAUUUAAACAAAACAAGUCUUUCAUGUUUUGGGCAAAAUUAAUUUUAGUAAGACAUUUAAGAUCCAGAAAAUUCCGCAGUGCAAAUUUAAAUAAGCAUUUGGCCAUCCUAAACUGAACCACAUCAGGCAGAUGCAUUCAAGUGUGAAACUAUUCCUCUAUUAUCUAAAUGCCAAAACUUUACAAAGAAUAUACAGCAGUUGGCAUUUAUGCCUCAUUCAAGCCUUUGCCCAUGUAACUCUUGAGCAUGGCCCUCUGUUCCCUUCUUCCUCAUAUGUUAGUCCAGCUUUCCCUUAAUGCAUAUGUUAUUCACCUCAGUGACUCAAUUCGGUAACAAGUUCCACAUUCUUACCACUCUGGCUCACCACCACAAUCUCAAGGGCAGUUAAGCUGGGCAAUAAAUUCUGACUGGUGAUGCCAACAUCCUGUAAACAAAUAAAUUACAUUUCUCCUGAAUUUCCCAUGGUGAAUAUCUUGCAUUAUGGCCUCUAGUUUUUUUCUUUCCUCAAGUGGUAACACCCCUUUCUGUCUAUCAAAACCUUUCAUAAUUUUAAAGGUCUACUCUAUUAAGUCAGCCCUCCGUGUUCUCUUCUCGAGAAAAGAGACACAGCCUGUUCACAACAUUGUAUCCAAAUAUUCAUAGGAGGAGCUUACUUAACUGUUUUUGGUAAAAAAAAACACAUUACUGCAAUCAAAAUUUCUCAAAAACAUCUCAAUGAAUGUACUGAUGGGAUUUAAUCAAUCACCUGGAAUUCUCUAAAGUGUUCCUCUGGUCAAAGAUUGGUGAAAAUUCUUUACAUAAUUUGUCUGGCAUUGUUAUUGGAGUUAUGUUGGGGGAUCAAGGAAUCACUGGCGAAAUUUGACUUGCUUGUUCUAACAGUCCUUACCAUUAAACCUAACCCUUAGGUUUUGUUUAAAUUAGGGCUUACUUUGAUAUGGGGUGCCUUUUAAAGUAAUACAAUUUGAUAAAGUAUGAUUUUUUUCCAUAUGUUUCAAUCUCCCAGUGAUAGACAGGGUUACAGAUUAGAGAAAAAGAAUAGAGAUUUUUUUUUCCCUGCCAAAACAGCCAUAUCAUUUCCUCAGCAUUGGAGGUCAAUAUUGCAAGAAGUGGAAAAGUAAGUAAAAUGAUGAACAACAACAACAGUCUACAUUUCAGCAAAUGGAAAGGAGCCAAACUUUGUUUAAAAAGCUGAAGCAGCCACUGUCACUUGUUGAACUGAAAAGAAUAUCAAACUUUUUUUUUUAAAUUGGAAGUUCUGAGACUGUUUUACAAACGUUGAUCUGAAGGGCCCAAAAAGGAAUGAUUGUUGCAAUCUCAAUAAAAAUUGAUUUAAUUUACCCUAGAAAUUUGAAAAAAGAGCAACUAGUUUCACAUCAUAAACAAGGUUACUUUUGCCUUUAAUAGGAAGCAACAAUCGUGCAAUGCAAGUUAAAGUGUCUAUAACAGUCACAAGAUGUUGUAAUAAAAACAAUUAACUUUCCUGAUGAUAUGUCAGAAUUCCUGGUAAUAAUAUGCACUGUAGCCUCUCCAGUCUGGAAAGCUGAAUUCUGGAAAUACCAGUUGUCUGGAAUUUUUUUCUGCAGGUUCCACAACUCAGACUUGCCACUCAUGCUGCAACAAAUUUCAAAUAAGGAGAGACAAGAUGGAUGGCAGAGGAAGAAAAGUUAGCAAAUAAGUAUAGAAUCUUUAUUAUCAUACUACUUUCCCCAGCCUGGGCCUAUUGGUAGUUCUAAUCCUGGAUCCUCAAUUCCUUUUGGAGAUCUGAGUUAAGCGGUAGUUUGAGCAGACCCAGGAUAUACAGUAGUUUGGUCAUUUUAGUGCAAUUCUUUGGAAAAAUGAAAGAUACAGUAUUUGGAUAAAUAAAACAAUUUUUGUUA